AUGAAAUAUUUUUUACAAUUUUUUGCGCUAUGGCCUGGCCAUAAUAAUAACUUUUUUUUUCAUUUUUAUGCAUUAUUAAGCAUCACAAGUCUUAUUUUUCAAUUUUAUAACGUCUCUGAUGUUUUCGAUAAUUUAGAAUUACUUUCAAUGAAUAUAAGUAAUAUUAUUAUGAUCUUGGCAAUAUUUUUAAAAACCGCAAUUUCAUGGAGGAAGCGAAGAUAUAUGAAAAAUGUUUUAAUCAAAAUGAUGGAUGAUUGGUAUCAAAUAAAAAAUCCUGAACAAUUAAUAAUUAUGAAAAAUCAUGUUAAAUUUUCUCAUACAUUUUUUGUGAAUGCAUUUAUUGCAUAUAAUUUUACAAUUCUUUUAUUUCCCAUUUUUGCCCUACGUAUAUAUUUUACUGAGUCUGUUGAAAAUAGACUUCUACCAUUAUUGGCAAAAUUUCCAUUUUCGAAUAAAACUUCUCCAAUCUAUGAAAUAAUAUAUAUUUUACAAGCUAUUCUUCUCAUUUUUGCUGGUAAUGCCUUUGUUGUCUUAGACACAUCUUACGCAGCAAUGAUAUUACAUGCUGUGUCUAAACUUGAAAUUAUACGAUUUGAAUUGGAAAAUUUUGUAAAUAAUAUCUUAAAAUCAGAGAAAAAAUCAACUGUAAAAGUUUUAUUCGAAAAAUAUCAUGAAGUGACAAAAUUUGUGAAUAGAAUUGACGAAAUUUUUUCUCUACAAUUAUUUUUCUAUUUUAUAUUAGCGAGC
Molecule: messenger RNA, 747 nt
Organism: Leptopilina boulardi
Lineage: Eukaryota; Metazoa; Arthropoda; Insecta; Hymenoptera; Figitidae
Exons: 3
Biological process (GO): detection of chemical stimulus involved in sensory perception of smell; sensory perception of smell
Cellular component (GO): plasma membrane
Molecular function (GO): odorant binding; olfactory receptor activity
Source: RefSeq, a predicted model, not a curated record